AUGAAGACGAUACCGAGAUACAAGGCUUUCAUGUUCUCGUCACUCGAACACUACGCCGUGGGGCACGAUGACAUGCUAGAGAUAUUUGAUGAGUCUCUAGAUACAAUGAAUCCCGACGACCCGCAGAGAUCAUUCCUUUUCGCUGGUAUUGGGGAUGCGAGACACCUGUAUCGCAUGUUCUGGGAUAUAUAUGCAUACGAGGAGAGGGGAUCUCCGCGCAAAAAUUACCACUGGUCUGUUAUCGACAUCAACAAAUAUGCCCUGGCCCGCGAUCUCAUUAUAUUUAUGUUGCUCAACGAUCUAUCGAUUCAGGACAGUUUCGAGUCAGAUGAAGCAAUGUUGAUACUUACCACCAUUUAUUACAUAUUUGCGGGAUCUAUGAUGCCACUGUAUACAUUUGAUAAGAUGCAACAGACGAUCUCUCGAGCUUUGGCCGCGGUGAGAAGUGGUCAGCCUCCCUUGGAUUGGGUUUACUUGCACCAGCAAGACGUCGCUUCCUACAUCCAAGUCUUUACUGAAUGGCAAGACAAGGCGAUGAGAUACAUCAGAAAUGAUCAGUUCCUCCUAGGCUUGGUGAAGAUCCAGAGAGAAAAUGAAGCGACCCAGCACAUGUACCUGACCAGAACGCCGAAGACAUUCCGCCAUGAGCAGGUCUUGUACACGCGUUCUGGACUGCUCUACCCGCCUCGAACAAUGCUCAAGACGCGAGAACUAACCCUUUGUGAACUAAUCGACAAGUAUCCCAAAUUGCCCAAGAAGAACGCCUCUUUUUUCAGGGAGUACAUAAGCAAGAACUGGAAGAUUAACCCGUCUCUGAUUGCUCUGGAUUGGAUUGAAUACGGGAAGGAGGAGAUUGACCUUAAUCACGAUCCUUUUCUCUUGCAAGGCCAGAUCACGACUGAAACCAGACCUCGUGAUCUCCCGGAUGACUUGGCUGAUAUAUGGAAUCCUCCAGUCGCCCCCGGCGUAACAAGUUUAUUCGAUCAGAUAUCACCAUUUUUUACAUCUGUUGCGAAGGCAAUCAAAGCCUUGAAUAGCAGAAUCCAAGUGGAGGUCAUUCUGGGAGAUUUCAUUGACACAACCGAGCUGAUGAGACAUGGUUUGUAUCGCUCCGACAAGACGCCAGCUUCGGAUGGAGACGACAGGUGGCCAAGACCAGAGGGUUUCCCUUGCUUGUUCGAUAGGAUCCAUUCGAGCAAUAUUCCGGACUACAACGGAGGACAUUUAUCUUCCUUUCUGUUCGCCAUACCUCUCCUUAAACGAGUCAUCACCAGUCGUGCAAUGUCGAACUGCCUGCGAAAUUCCCCGAGAUGGUCCAGUAUGGACGACUUCGUCGCACACUAUCAGUGCAUCCCCGACGAAGACACUCUUAAGAAGCUGACGCAGACCGAUAUCAUAUGGGGCGAUGUUGGACCAUACCCUCUUGCUGAAUACGCAUAUUACUUUCCAUCUGACGUGUCCAGUCCUUCCUGGAAGCAGGACUAUGGGUCUCUCCUCGACAGGAAGUCUUUCACCAAAUGGUUUUACGCAUUAUUCUUUAAUUUGGGACUUCCAUACCUUUGCGAUAUAAGAGACCACCCCCUCGUCAUCCACGUGCCACUAAAUCUCACUAUACUCUUCCGCAUGAUCUCCCACCUCAGAGUCUUAGGCUAUCCCUCUCACUGGCUUUCCGAAACACUGAUAAACAUCAUCCAAGACAACAUCGUCACAACAUCGCGCCCUCCGCGUACCCUUCCAACCACAGUAAAAGAUCUCAAACGCUCGUACCCUGCAAAGAAGCUAUCUAUCGCAGCAUACAGGAACGAAAUGUCAACCCUCGCUCAAUUGUUCGGUCCACUACUCCCGUUUUCCCUCCCAGCACAGCUUCUCCCUCCGCUAUCAAAUAUCUACACUUUCUACUUCACCCUCCCCGGCUACCUGCCACGCGGCCAACAACCCACCUGCCUGGCCCUCGCAUUCUGGGAUCCAGUCAUGAUAUCUCCAAUCCUCAACCAUCACUCAUUCAAUGCGCCAUCCGUAUUCGGGGACAUCCAUACCAAUUUCCGCUGUAUCCUUGACCCGAGCUGGGGUGAUGAGGUAGAGGAUAAGUAUAAGGCUGAGAGGUAUAAGAAGUUUAGGGAGAAUGGGAUAGUACUAUGGACAAGCUUUAGGUUUGAUGUUGAGAGGAGGGUAGCGAGUGCGUGGAUGGAUGAGGAUUUGGUAAGAACGAUGGUGAAGAAAGGGUGGGAGGUUGGCUUGUUGAGGACGGAUGUGUGGUAG
Cadophora gregata is the source of this 2259-nucleotide messenger RNA. RefSeq lists its product as uncharacterized. The transcript has 3 exons. The record is from RefSeq and is a predicted model, not a curated record. Lineage: Eukaryota; Fungi; Ascomycota; Leotiomycetes; Helotiales; Ploettnerulaceae. The coding region runs from base 1 to 2259 and encodes 752 amino acids.